Messenger RNA from Penicillium verhagenii, 1344 nucleotides. Its product is annotated as Brix domain-containing protein. The transcript is spliced from 2 exons. The record is from RefSeq and is a predicted model, not a curated record. Gene Ontology annotation, biological process: ribosomal large subunit assembly; rRNA processing. Gene Ontology annotation, cellular component: preribosome, large subunit precursor. Gene Ontology annotation, molecular function: rRNA binding. Lineage: Eukaryota; Fungi; Ascomycota; Eurotiomycetes; Eurotiales; Aspergillaceae. The coding region runs from base 1 to 1344 and encodes 447 amino acids.
AUGGCCAAAGCACGUGUUAAGAAGCGCACUCACCUCCGGCCGCAAAAUGCCUCUUCAGGGUCUAACAAGGCCGGCGCUGCUUCUAUGAACAAGACCCCCAAGUCUAUGGUCAUUCGAAUUGGCGGUUCGCAGGUUGGUACCAGUGUCAGCCAAUUGGUCAAGGAUGUUCGACGGAUGAUGGAGCCCGAAACAGCAGUGCGAUUGAAGGAACGCAAAUCCAACCGACUGCGCGAUUACACCGUCAUGGCCGGUCCCCUCGGUGUCACACAUUUGAUGCUUUUCUCCAAGUCCGCCACCGGAAACACCAACAUGCGUAUUGCAGUCACACCUCGCGGCCCGACCAUGCAUUUCCAAGUCGAGAACUAUUCGCUCUGCCGAGACGUUGAGCGCGCAAUGAAGCGCCCCCAGAGUGGAGGCCAGGAUCACAAGACACCACCUCUUUUGGUGAUGAACAACUUCAACACCGCAGAUGUCACAGAGGACUCCAAGGUGCCCAAGCGCCUCGAGUCUCUCACCACCACAAUCUUCCAAUCCCUUUUCCCUCCCAUCAACCCGCAAGCCACCCCCCUUCACUCUAUUCGUCGUGUCAUGUUGUUGAACCGUGAGCCAUCUACCGAGAACGACGGAUCAUAUGUCCUCAGUCUCCGACACUACGCCAUUGCUACGAAGAAGACCGGUGUGUCAAAACGCAUCCGUCGUCUGGACCCCAAGGAAAUCCGAAACAGAGAAAAGAAGAAGGCCACUGUCCCAAAUCUCGGUAAACUGGAAGACGCUGCCGACUACUUGCUCGAUCCCUCCGCGGCAGGCUACACAUCUGCUUCCGAGACAGAGCUGGACACGGACAACGAGGUGGAGAUUCUGGAGAGUGCAACCCGAAGAGUUCUCAACAAGCGUGAGCAGCAACGCCAAAAGGCCGCAGAGAAGGGCGAGAAGAAGCCUGCUACUGCACCGGGUGUGGAGAAGCGGGCCGUCAAGCUGGUCGAAUUGGGCCCCCGCCUCAAGCUUCGAUUGAUGAAGGUCGAGGAUGGUGUCUGUGAUGGUCAGGUUAUGUGGCACGACUAUGUCACUAAGACUGAGAGAGAGAAGAAGCUUCUGGAACAGACCUGGGCCGUCCGCCGCAAGGAGAAGGCAGCUCGCAAGAAGCUGCAGAAGGAUAAUAUUGAGAAGAAGAAGGCAGAGAAGGCCAAGGCGAGAUCUAAGGGCGAGAAGGUGGAGGACGACGACGAGGAUGAGGAAAUGGAUGACGAGGCCGAUUGGCUCAGCGACGACUUUGGCGCGGAAGACGAUGGAGAUGAGGAUUCUGAGCCUGAAGCUGGCGAUGGAGACGAGUCUAUGGAGGAGUAA